UAUUUUAGUCAAAAAAGUCAAGUCGCAGAGGACAGCACGAAAUGGAACUGUUCGGUUUUGCUGCAAAGUUAUGGCUGAGGGGUAUUUUGGUUGUCGCAACAAUUGAAACACUGAAUGCAAGCACAGAAUGCUUUAUGAAAUUGGAUGACGGACCAUGUAGGGCUUCAAUACCCAAGUGGUUUUACAACCACACUGCACGCGAAUGCCAAAAUUUCACCUACGGUGGAUGUGAGGGAAAUGGAAAUAACUUUGACACUAAGCAGCAAUGUCAAAAAUUAUGUCAAGCGGAAGACUUCAAAAUCGUCUUCAGACCAGUAGGGAUACUUGUCAUCCGCACUGCAACUAACGGAAUCCUGCUCCAAACCCUCUGCAGUCUCACCACCAUCGACUACGCACCGCCCGCACCGCUGGCCACGCAUCAAACCGUACAACAACUCACUGUCAGCAACCCAUCUCAGUCAAGCGCCCGUCUCUACCUUCAUGAUGUCGCUUCUCAAACCCUCGUGGCUCGCCGAAUCACCCUCAUUAGGCUCUGUGAUUCUCAGGCCACACAAAAGAAGCGCUACGAAAUGCAGCAUUGUGAUGACGACUACCUCCCUGAAUCUCGCAUCCGGCUCUGGAUUCUGCAUCGUCACAAAGGUAAUCAAACUUCAGAGAAGCUCCCACCAAAUAAGACCUGCCAUCUGAAAAAGCUUGUGGGAAAUUGCAGAGCGGCGUUUCCAAGGUGGUAUUUUGAUAAGAAUAAAGGCAAGUGCGUCAAGUUCAUUUACGGUGGAUGCGGUGGGAACCAAAACAACUUCUAUACUCGCUGGAAAUGUGAAGAUUUUUGCGAAG
Messenger RNA from Rhipicephalus microplus (southern cattle tick), 834 nucleotides. RefSeq names its product carboxypeptidase inhibitor SmCI-like. The record is from RefSeq and is a predicted model, not a curated record. NCBI's taxonomy places the organism in Eukaryota, Metazoa, Arthropoda, Arachnida, Ixodida, Ixodidae. Gene Ontology annotation, molecular function: serine-type endopeptidase inhibitor activity.